Endocarpon pusillum Z07020 is the source of this 1221-nucleotide messenger RNA. Its product is annotated as Pre-mRNA-splicing factor cwc2. Gene Ontology annotation, molecular function: pre-mRNA binding; metal ion binding; U6 snRNA binding. Bases 1 to 1221 code for a protein of 406 amino acids. Lineage: Eukaryota; Fungi; Ascomycota; Eurotiomycetes; Verrucariales; Verrucariaceae. Gene Ontology annotation, cellular component: U2-type catalytic step 1 spliceosome; U2-type catalytic step 2 spliceosome; Prp19 complex. The transcript has a single exon. The record is from RefSeq and is a predicted model, not a curated record.
AUGGCCGAAGUCGAAACCUCAACGCAACCUAUCUCGCUAUCCACAAUCGAUGCCUCUACUUCUCCCUCCAAAGAACCCUCUCAAGCUCUCACUACACAGGACGACGAUGCUAUCACUGAACCAGCACAGAAGAAGACCAAAUUAAUCCGACGUAAGCGUCGACCAGCCCGUCCCCAAGUCGACCCAUCAACCAUAACCUCUGAGCCUCCACCUCAGACAGGCACGAUCUUCAACAUCUGGUACAACAAAUGGUCCGGUGGCGAUCGCGAGGACGCCUAUCUCUCAAAAACCGCCGCGAAGAAUCGAUGUAACAUUAGCAAAGACAGUGGGUACACUCGCGCGGACAAAGCACCUGGUUCCUUUUUCUGCCUAUUCUUCGCCAGAGGAAUAUGCCCAAAGGGUCACGAGUGUCAAUAUCUGCAUCGACUUCCAACUUUGUUUGAUGUAUACAACCCAAACGUGGAUUGCUUUGGGAGAGACAAGUUCUCGGACUACAGGGAUGACAUGGGCGGAGUGGGCAGUUUCAUGAGACAGAAUCGAACGCUAUAUUGUGGCAGGAUACACGUCACAGACGAUAUCGAGGAAAUUGUUGCAAGACAUUUCGCGGAAUGGGGUCAGGUUGACCGAAUCAGGGUGCUUACCAGCCGAGGCGUAGCAUUCAUCACAUACACAAAUGAGGCCAACAGUCAGUUUGCGAAGGAAGCUAUGGCGAACCAGGCGCUAGAUCAUAACGAAAUUCUCAACGUGAGAUGGGCAACUGUGGAUCCAAAUCCACUAGCGCAGAAGCGCGAGGCUGCGAGGAUUGAAGAGCAAGCCGCAGAAGCUGUGCGACGGGCUUUACCUGCAGAUUUCGUGGCGGAACUAGAAGGGAGGGAAACGCCGGAUAUGAAGAGGAGAAGGUUGGUGGAAAGCGGAUUUGGUUUGGAUGGAUACGAAGCACCGGAUGAAGUAUGGCAUGCCAGGAGCAAGGAACUGGAAGAAGCCAAGAAGCAAGAGCAGAUCGGAGGAGUCGAAGAGAAGAUGAUGAUUGAGAGUGCACCAAUAAUGGAAUCACUCCGUCAGGAGCCAGGUGAAUCCGAGAAUGGUAAUGGGAUAUUUUCAAGCUCGACCAUUGCAAAGCUAAAGGUGUACACGGCUAACGGCACGCCAAGUACUGCAGCUACCUCGAGAGGGCCGAGCGGACCUCUAGUUGGAUACGGCAGCGAGGAGGAUAGCGACUGA